GGCUUCAGAAACGUCAAAUGCAUGUGGCGAACAAUAAAAACAAAAAUAAAGCACUUUAACGAGUCCAAAAACAGAAUUAAAGUACAAAAAUGGGAAAGGGCCUUGCACAGAAAAUUCUUGGAUGCAAACAUCCGGAGAGUCGAAAAACAUUAAAUUUGAUCAAAAAAACCAAAAAAACGAAAAAUCGUCAACUAAAAAAAAUCGGAAAUGCUUCCAAAGUCAACAUUCAAGGCAAAAAGCUCUUUUGGUUCUACGAAAACAUCGAAGAUGUCGAAGGUCCUCUCACGCCAGACAUGUACAUCGAGCUAAUCGAGCAUUAUCUCGCCCGUUUCGAUGACGAACUCGAACAAAUCAGCAUUAAACAGAGCAUCAACAAGAAACGCGGCAAUCAACAUGCCUCUCGGGAGUCUGUCAUCAAAAUUACGCUGGAAAAAGAGAAGGGAGACUUCAAUGGCGGCGGUUUAGAACUCCCCAACCUAUGCGAUCCGGUCGAAUUUAAGCAAUUUCAGGAAUGGGAUGGCGAGGCAUCGAAAAUUCAACACCUCAAAAUGCAUUUUGUGUCGCGAAAGUGGCUGGAAAAUCUGAAAUCCACACAGAAUGAAGACGAAAAAAUGACGGAAUAAAUUUUUUUUUGUGUUUGAAAUUUAUUAUUGACUAAUUUCGGGUGUUAAAAGGAAAUAUUUUUAGGGCCAACUCAUUUUAGCUUCGUACUGACGAUAUUUCUUCUUGUAUUUCAAGCC
This is a messenger RNA of Culicoides brevitarsis, 740 nucleotides long. Its product is annotated as translation machinery-associated protein 16 homolog. The record is from RefSeq and is a predicted model, not a curated record. The coding region runs from base 90 to 623 and encodes 177 amino acids. Lineage: Eukaryota; Metazoa; Arthropoda; Insecta; Diptera; Ceratopogonidae. The transcript has 3 exons. Gene Ontology annotation, cellular component: nucleus.